AUGGGACUACCAGAGCAAUUGCAUCAGCUAAUUGCCGAUAUGUACAAUGGUUGCUCCACCCGCGUCCGUACAUCUGACGGACUAAAGGAGGAGAUUGAGAUCCAGGCGGGGGUCAAGCAGGGCUGUCCACUGUCGCCCAUCGUCUUUCACCUCGCGCUCGAGCCGGUACUUCGCGCCGCAACCUCGCUCAGAAAUGAGUGUGGUAUUCCGCUUAGCGGCGUCAGUGUGAGCGCACUGGCGUAUGCGGACGAUAUCGUGCUUCUGGCGCGGGAUUCAGAGGCGAUGCAGACGCUCCUCAAUGUUGUGGGUGAGGCGGCGACGUUGGCCGGGCUUACCUUCAAGCCGUCGAAGUGUGCCACGCUUCACAUCCGCCGUCGGCAGACACUAGGCUCGGUAUUCGCCCUGGAAGGGGGAGAACCAGCCGUGCUCUGUGCGGGUGACGCCUACCUCCAUCUUGGCGUUCCCACCGGGUACAAAGUCUCGCAGACGCCAACGGAUGCGAUGGCGGCAGUUCGACGUGACUUGCAGCACCUGGACGCUUCCCUGCUGGCUCCCUGGCAGAAGAUUGACGCUCGUGCGUCCACUGAACAGCUGUACCUCGCGCUGGGAGAGGGAGGAUGCGGCCUGACGCCGCUCGCGGACGCUGCGGACAUCUCGACGAUCGUCCACGGCUUCCGCAUGCUGCACUGCGACGACGCCACCGCCCGCGACAUCGCCUGGGCCACUCUAUCUACGGCCGCGCGCCGCCGACUGGGGAGGGAGCCGAGUCGACCCGACUUGGCCACCUACCUUAGCGGCAGCACUGAGGGUGACCUCGCACGUGACGGAGGCGGCAUCCAGUCACUGUGGACACGCGUGGAGGUCAACGGCCGACCCGCCAUCGCUGACGACGCGGAACACGGCGGCAUCGGAGGGGUGACGCAGCCGGCCACGGAGGGGGCGGCGCCUGGGACUACACGACACCUCGAAGAUGGCGGCGAUGGACCGCAGCACGAUGAUGACAGCGUGGGACGCACCGCCAACAUUGGCGUCGAGCAUGUCCGGGUGGGAGAGGGCGCCAAACGUCUCCUCUCGCGGACGCUCCGCGAGUGUCUGAGGCAGCGCCUGCGCAACAUCCUACUCAGGAAACCGGACCAGGGGAAGGUGUUCGAGUGCACCAGGGAGUCCACAGCGUCCAACCACUUCAUUGCGGGAGGCAAAUACACGCGCUUCGCAGACUGGCGCUUCAUACAUCGCACCAGGCUCGGAGUCGUGCCUCUCAACGGCUGCCGCCGUUUUGAUGGGCGGGCAAACAACAACAAAGCCUGCCGACGCUGUGGCCACAACAACGAGACGCUCCCACACGUGAUCAACGCGUGUAUGGUGCACUCAGCAGCCCUGCAGUAUCGCCACAACGCGGUCCUCAACCGCCUCGCGACAGCAGUCGCUGGGCGGCCAAGGAGAGGAAACACUGCUGUUCCUGACGUCAGGAUCAACCAAGCCGUCAUAGGGGACAGCAGUGGGCUGCGUCCGGACCUCGUAAUAACUGACGAGGCCGCGAAGACUGUGACCAUCGUCGAUGUGACGAUCCCCUUCGAGAAUAGGCGGAUUGCGCUCGACAACGCUCGGCAACUGAAGAAGAUAAAGUACGCCGACGUUGCGCGCGGAUUAGCCGCUCGCGGCUAUUCCGUCACUGUCGACGCCCUGGUUGUCGGCAGUCUGGGGGCGUGGGACCGCCAGAACGAUGCAGUGCUUCGGCACCUAGGCAUCGCUAGCCGCUACUGCCAACUGAUGCGGCGGCUGAUGGCUGCGAGACCCUCGAGACUGCAGUCGUCGGAGAACUUCGAGGUCGGUGCCUUCGUGACGUCGGUGUCGAGAUUCUCCUCCACGACGCGGGACCUGCGGCGCUACACCAUCUUCGCGCUGCACCGCAGCAGUGCCGAGUCAGUAGCGGUGGUGCGGUGCUGCCUGGUGGCCCUCCCUCCGUGGUGUCCGCCGAAUAUGGCCCCCACCCCGGUUGGCGCGGUGCUAGGCGGCGCCAAACGUGUGCCUACUGCCCGGCAGUUUCCAGCCAGCGUGGGAAGCAACGCCCUCCUGCCACGACACCCCAGUGACGUCUGCCGCAAGGCGGACAGAGGGGAGAAGUCCGGCUGA
This is a messenger RNA of Schistocerca americana (American grasshopper), 2133 nucleotides long. RefSeq lists its product as uncharacterized. Lineage: Eukaryota; Metazoa; Arthropoda; Insecta; Orthoptera; Acrididae. The record is from RefSeq and is a predicted model, not a curated record. The transcript has 4 exons. Bases 1 to 2133 code for a protein of 710 amino acids.